Cordyceps fumosorosea ARSEF 2679 is the source of this 792-nucleotide messenger RNA. Its product is annotated as CBF1-interacting co-repressor CIR. NCBI's taxonomy places the organism in Eukaryota, Fungi, Ascomycota, Sordariomycetes, Hypocreales, Cordycipitaceae. The record is from RefSeq and is a predicted model, not a curated record. The transcript has 2 exons. Bases 1 to 792 code for a protein of 263 amino acids.
AUGCACGAACCGACCCUCUCUCCGAUUUUCGACGGAAAGUGCCUUGCUAACGCAAAAACAAACCACAGUCACCUUCUACCCAAGAAGUCAUGGCACGUCUACAACAAGGCCAACGUCGAGCGCGUGCGCCGCGACGAGGCCCUCGCCAAGGCGGCCGAGGAGGCCGAGGAGCAGCGCAUGCAGGAAGUCGACGCCGCGCGACGGCUGGCGAUUCUGCGCGGCGAGGCGCCGCCUCCGAUCGAGGAGGAGCGACGGUGCUCUUCGCCCGACGACCCCGAGGCGACGACGACGACGAGUGGCGGGAUGCCGCGCGGCGCGGGCGACGGGCGGCGACCGCGCAAACGACACGGCGAGGACGACACCGACUUUGAGAUGCGCGUGGCCAAGGAGCGCGAGGCCGUCGCCAGAGAGGCGAGGCGCGCGACGAGCUUGUCGUCGUCCUCGGCGCCGAUCGUCGACGGCCGCGGCCACAUUGACCUGUUUGGCGCGCGCGGGGAGAAGAAUGAGGAGGCUGAGCGUGACAAGGCUAGGCAGCGGCGCGAGUACGAGGACCAGUACACGAUGCGCUUCUCCAACGCCGCGGGCGGCGGCGGUCGCUCGUCGGGAGCCCCGUGGUACUCGUCGUCGGCAGCGGCGGCAGCCGAUGAGGGCAAGGAGCUGGUGAGGAAGAACGUGUGGGGACGAGAGGACCCGCGAAGGCAGGAGCGCGACGAGAAGCGGCGGGACGCAAGCGACCCGCUGGCAGCAAUGAGGAGGGGUGCGGCGCAGGUCCCGGUCCCCGGUGUCGGGUGA